Molecule: messenger RNA, 2014 nt
Organism: Dermatophagoides pteronyssinus (European house dust mite)
Lineage: Eukaryota; Metazoa; Arthropoda; Arachnida; Sarcoptiformes; Pyroglyphidae
Biological process (GO): neurotransmitter receptor transport, endosome to postsynaptic membrane; regulation of neurotransmitter receptor transport, endosome to postsynaptic membrane; regulation of modification of synaptic structure
Cellular component (GO): postsynaptic recycling endosome; glutamatergic synapse; extrinsic component of postsynaptic early endosome membrane
Source: RefSeq, a predicted model, not a curated record
UUAUACGUUUUGAUAAGAUUUUUUGAAUUUUUGCAUCUACUACGCAUUUGAUUUGAUUGGAUUGUAUUAAAUGACAAUUUCAUUUUUACAUAUUGCUUCCGUCAGAAAAAAACAAUACACAAAAUGACGACAACACUUUCGGAUGAAGAAUUUUGUCGAUUAAAUGAACAAUUAUGUGAAUUAAAAAAUCAAAAUUAUCAAUGUGAUGUAAGUCUACGAAAAUCGUUACAAGAGAAUCAAACAUUACGAGCAGAAAUUGAUCAACUUCGAAGACAAUCGACCACAACAACGACAACAUCAUCAACAAAUGAAUCGACUGAAAAAUUGAAAAAAUUGAAUCCAUUUACAUUUGCCAAAAAUGUUGCCGCUAAAGUUGAUCAACGUUUACAUCAAUUUUCAUUAUCAUCAACAAAUGAUAUUCAUCAUGAUGAUAAUCAAUCAAAUCAAUCUUUUAAUGCAAAAAUGAUUGAACAAAAUUAUCAGAUAAAAAUAAAUGAAUUGGAAAAUAAAAUUCAGCAAUUAGAAUUGAAAAAUUCUGAACUCUCAAAUUUCGAUACAAAUUCGAGUAAAUGUGCAUCAAUAAUCAAAGAAUGUAUAGAACGUUAUGUACAAAAAUCGCUUCAACGUCAAUCACAUACUGAUAUUUCUACAACAGAUUCAUUCUGGAUUGAAUCAGAUUACCAAACACUUGUUAAUGGACAAUUCGAACAGAAACUAAUUGAUUCAAUUACAAAUUUAGAUGAUUUUAAGCUUAUAAUUGAAAAAUUUAUUCAAUAUUUUGAACAAAAAGAGGCCAUAUUCGAAAAUAUUUUUGAUAAAAUUAAUAAAAAACAACAAGAAUCAACUAAUGUGAUACAAUCAAAUGAUGACUGUAAUGAGCUAAAUGAUAAUCAGCUAAAAGAAUGUAUUGAAAAAUAUGAAAAGUUAAUAGAAGAACGUGAUUCGAAUAUUGAAAAAUUGAAUCAACAAUGUCAAAUGUUGGAAAAACAAUCAUCUGAAGUCAAAAUGAUUAAUAAUGAUUUUGAAAAACAGAUAAAAACGCUUGAAAAUCGUAUUGUUGAAUGUGAAGAGGAUAAAAAAAUUAAUGAGAAAAGAAGCCUUAAAUAUCUUAAAGAAUUGAGAAAAUUGGUUAAUAGUGAAAAAAAUCGUGCAGAUAAAUUGCAAAAUAUUUUGAAUCAAGAAACAAUCAACACGAAUGCUGGUCAAAACAAUAAUAAAAUAACGACAACAAAUGAAUGGGCCAUUAAUAAUAGUGGUACGGCUAAUAGCGAUCGUUGUAGCAGUACCGGAUCAUGGACUUACAUGAAUGAUCAAUCAUCAUCAUCAUCGGCAAUUGUUCCUAGUAAAAUUGAUCCAGAAUUUUCUGAUCUUGAAAUUUGUGAUAUAAACAAUAAAAAUAUGGAUGAUAUUCAACAAAAUCAAUCUACUAAACAACAAUCAUUAUCAACGUCAAAAAAUCGAAAAUCAUCAAACGGCAUGUCCAAAGAACGAUAUUUAGAAUCGGAGAAUAAUAAAUUAUUAGAAGCAAUUGUUACCUUACAUCAAGAAAAAUGGUCAUUAGAAGAGCGUGUUAAUAUUUUGGAACAUGAACUUCAACAAUGUCUUCAGAAUUUAACCAAUGGUGAUAAUGGUGGUAAUACUAAUGAAAUACCCAUACAGCAACAAAAAUCAUCACCAACUUCAUCGAUUAAUUCAAUAUUAAAAAUGAUCAACUAUAUAAGGGAUAAAAGUUCGGAUACACAGAAUUCUAGACAACAGAUCAAUGAUGCACAUCGAAAAUUACAACGUAUGGUUGAAGAAAUUUUAACUAAAAAUAUGCAUCUGCAAGCUAAUCUAGAGGAUAUGAGUCGUGAAUUAGAAUUUACCAAAGAUCGUCUUCGUCGCUAUGAAGAACCAACAACAUCAUCAAAAUCAUGAAAAUAAGAACAAUAAUUUAAAGAAUUAUUUGCCUUUUGUCGACAUAUAUGUGUUGCAUUUUAUAUAUUUUUAUUAUUACACAUUAUUAUUCAAAUAA